This is a messenger RNA of Lycium barbarum (goji berry), 2242 nucleotides long. Its product is annotated as scarecrow-like protein 13. Gene Ontology annotation, cellular component: nucleus. The coding region runs from base 327 to 1937 and encodes 536 amino acids. Gene Ontology annotation, molecular function: DNA-binding transcription factor activity; sequence-specific DNA binding. Gene Ontology annotation, biological process: regulation of DNA-templated transcription. The record is from RefSeq and is a predicted model, not a curated record. The transcript has 2 exons. Lineage: Eukaryota; Viridiplantae; Streptophyta; Magnoliopsida; Solanales; Solanaceae.
UCAAAUAUUUUGACUAUAUAAUAAACAAACAUGUAGUGCUAAACGCUCCAGUCUUUGCUUCUACUUUCAACAAUCAGCUAAAGACACUGUACUCUUUGAACAAAACUCUGAAUUCAUCACAAAAAAAAAAAAAAACAUCCUCUGAAUUUUCUAAGGUUCUGUUAGUUAUAUAGGUUUUGUUGAUUCAUCAUCAGAAUAGCAGAUCGUUCUCUAGUUCUUCAGAGUUGACAAUGUCACACAAUGCUGAAAGAAAUCUAAGAUAGCUUUUGUCUGAAAGAGUUUCUUGAAAUCACUCUACUUCUUCUUAGUCAUUUUGAAAAUUCCCGAUGCAAACAUCCCAGAGACCCCAAAUGUCUGGCGGUGUCCAUGGAAUGCACAAUCAGCCAAUGCAGCAAGUUGAGCAAUAUUACACCCCUUACCCCAUUUUCGAGAACAGUUGCAAUGAUAAUCGCAGCUCAGGGACACAGUUUUCUUUUCAGGCGCAGAACGAACAAUUCUUCACUUUGGACUCGUCCCUGGCUACUGACUAUGUUGUCUACGAUUCACCUCCUGCCUUAAGCGUCUCUUCCAACAGGAGUCCCUUCUCUUCGCAAUGUUCACAGUCAUACAUGUCUGAUAACACGUGUGGUUCGCCUUUCAGUGGGUGUUCAGUAGUUGAAGAUGGCGACCUGAGACACGUGCUGCGGGAGCUGGAGAAUAAGUUAAUGGGGCCCAAAUCCGAUACUGACGACAGCUGCAGUUGCUCCUUCAACGAUGUGGUCUCGAAACCGUCUUCCUUGACAAGGUGGAACCGAGUGUUGGACAUGGCCCCCACCUUGAACUUAAAAGAGUUACUCGAUGCCUGUGCUGAAGCAGUGUCAGAUGCUGAUAUGUCAACUGCUGAAGUUCUUAUGAACGUUUUAGAGCAACGGGUGUCGGUCUCUGGAGAACCUAUGGAACGGUUGGGUGCGUACGUGUUGGAAGGGCUAAGAGCACGACUACUUUCGUCAGGAAGCAUCAUAUACAAAAAAUUGAAAUGCAAAGAACCAACUAGCUCGGAAUUAUUGUCUUACAUGCAAGUCAUCUAUAACAUGUGCCCAUAUUACAAAUUCGCUUAUGUGUCCGCAAAUGUCGUCAUAAGGGAAGCCAUGACGAACGAGAACAGAAUCCACAUCAUUGAUUUUCAGAUUGCACAGGGAAGUCAGUGGAUGUUCCUCCUCCAUGAUCUUGCUCGUCGGCCUGGUGGGCCCCCAUGUGUUCGAAUCACAGGUGUUGAUGAUUCCCAAUCAGCUCAUGCACGAGGCGGAGGACUUCAGCUAGUAGGCGAAAGGUUAGCGGAAGUUGCCGAGUCAUAUGGAGUGCCUUUCGAAUUCCAUGGUGCUGCACUAUCAGGCUGUGAGGUCCAACUAGAGAAUCUUCGGGUUAGACACGGAGAAGCACUCGCAGUAAAUUUCCCUUUCAUACUGCACCAUAUUCCGGACGAGAGUGUAAGCACCAUCAACCAUCGAGACCGCUUAUUAAGACUAGUUAAGAGUCUGUCUCCCAAAAUUGUGACCUUAGUUGAACAAGAAUCGAACACCAACACCGCCCCUUUCCUUCCAAGGUUCCGUGAAACUCUUGAUUACUAUACAGCAAUGUUCGAGUCAAUUGAUGCAGCUCGUCCUAGGGAUGAUAAGCAGAGGAUCAGUGCAGAGGAACAUUGUGUGGCACGGGACGUCGUCAACAUAAUAGCAUGUGAGGGCGCUGACAGAGUGGAAAGACACGAACUUUUCGGUAAGUGGAGGUUGAGACUUAUGAUGGCUGGAUUUACUCCAUGCCCGUUGAGUCCAUCGGUUGGUGAGACCAUCAAGGACAUGUUGAAGGAGUACAGCCCAAAUUAUCGGUUUGUAGAAGGCGAAGGGGCACUAUAUCUUGGAUGGAAAAAUAGAGCUUUAGCAACUUCUUCUGCCUGGAGAUGACUACUGUUGUCAAAAAUCUGUAAAUUUUGCCAUAUGAUCUAUGCGUUUAUCUUUCGUUGAACUAGAAGAGUGUAUUUUUAACCAAUUUUCGUUUCAUAUACGGAGCUCGGAGUAUGAAAUAUUAGGUUUGUAAUGCCAGCAGAGGGAGUAAUAUGGUGAGUUUGAAAUAAGACUACAUGCCUCCACAUCUGGUUAUUGUUACUUUUCUCCCAGUUUAUAGGUUUUUCUCAACUAGAUCUUGAGUACUCUGCUAAUGUACAUGAAAUCCAGUUUCAGCCUUCUAAUUGAGUACAAGGUUUCUUGUU